Molecule: messenger RNA, 507 nt
Organism: Rangifer tarandus platyrhynchus (Svalbard reindeer)
Lineage: Eukaryota; Metazoa; Chordata; Mammalia; Artiodactyla; Cervidae
Source: the annotation of a GenBank genome assembly
AUGGGGAGGGAUCCCCCACAUGGGGAGGGGUCCCCAGAGCCCACGCCCGGUUCCCAGCCCAGCAGCGAGGGGCAGCAGGCCCUCCCGCCCUUGGAGCCCAGCCUCCGCGAGCCUUUCUCUGCAGCGAAGCCCAGCCAGGCCCGAGGCCGCCGGCUCGGGUCAGGGGGCACAGGAAGGACUCUCGCCAGGACAGGAGCCGGCAGCCGGCUCGGCCUGAGCAGGGCCGGAGGUGGAGCUGCUCCCGGCAGGGCUUCCGGCAAAGACGCGGCAGUUGCCCCUGGGUACUUGUGUCUGCAGCUCACGGGAGGCCCAGCCGGGCAGGGGGGCAGGGCCGGGCCUGGGGAGAGAGCUGGGCUCUGGGAGGGCACCCACACUCGGGUCCUGAGAGGGCGGGCCAGGCCCCUGGGAAGUGCAGGCCGCUGGGUACUUCCCCCGUUCAGAGCAGGCAGCCCCCGCGAUGGCAGCACAGGCAAUCAGAACCGGCGCCGGGGACGCACCUCGUGCUGA